Saccostrea cuccullata (small rock oyster) is the source of this 2387-nucleotide messenger RNA. RefSeq lists its product as uncharacterized. The record is from RefSeq and is a predicted model, not a curated record. Lineage: Eukaryota; Metazoa; Mollusca; Bivalvia; Ostreida; Ostreidae. The transcript has 2 exons. The coding region runs from base 75 to 2117 and encodes 680 amino acids.
UGACAUGCAGAGGGAUUAUCCGUGUAGUUAGCUAUAACACUUAAAACUUUCAACACUUGUAUUUUUCCUGUACAAUGGAUUCUACUUCACCUUCCCGAGCUAAGACAGACAUGCAGCUCAUGUCAGAGUAUCAGUAUCGUAGUCUCUGUCAGGAUAUUGGGACCUCAAAGGUAAUUGAUGCCAAAAGAGACUUAAUGGAUAUAUCAGAAGUUCUGCAGAAUCAAGCACUUGGAAAUGGUGAUGUUUUCAUGGGGAGCGGGAGUAACAGAGAGGGAUUCAGACUACAAGGAUCAGAUGUUGACUCAAUGUUCUGGCCAGAUAAUCACCGUGUGAUAUGGGACUUAUCUCAAUCUUUCAGUUACAAAAUACAGAGAAAAACACUGAUUCUCUCUGACAGUUCUGAUAGUCCUCCAGGAUACACUUUAUUAUAUUUACUGUCACCAAGCUUGAACCAGGAAGUCCAGAAAGCUUGUGUUAAAAUGGAUAAUAAACAUUACAUAUCGAGCUCUAAAUACAUACAGAGCAAAUGUUCUCCUACAUAUCUUAAUUCCAACCCACGCAUGCAUGGACCAUGUAUCAGUAAAAGUCAUGGAAUACUAGACAUAGAUUAUGCCUAUGGUUUUUUCUCUGACUUUUGGCCACCAUCUGCUUCCUCAUGGACAGAAAGAAGCCACUCAUGGCCCAAGCCUCAUAUUGUUGAUGAUGUUUUAAAAAGUGGAUGCCAUUUUGUAGCAAUUGGACACGAAUUGGGAAGGCACGAACACAAUGAAUGGAGAAUUUCUUUCUCUUUGGCCGAAAGAAAACUUGUGUAUUCAAUGAACCAUUGCCAGUUCAUCACAUAUGGCUUGCUGAAAUUUUUUUUAAAAAAGAUAAUUAACGAUGGACAAAGUGAUGAUGAUAAAUUACUGCGUUCAUAUCACAUGAAGACAGCCAUUUUCUGGGUACUUCAACAAAAUGCGAUCCCUGAAUGGACUCCACAAAAUCUCUUGGAGUGUUUUUGGGUCUGCUUUAAACAAAUCCUUAAAUGGGUGUAUGAGGGGGUAUGUCCUAACUUUUUCAUUCCAAAUAACAACAUGUUCCUGAAAAGUAUUCAUGGUAAAGAACAACAUGUAUUAUUUAUUCGACUCUAUAAGUUGUAUGAACAGGGUGUUUUAGAAUGUCUCUUCAUUAAGUCUUGUGAAGGAUGCCAAGAUAUACUUCAGAACCACAUCUCCAUCUGCACUGAUGAGGAUAGUCUGAUUUCUGAGGCUGAUUUUGAUGUCAAGCUAUUUGAAGAAAUUUUCUACAAUGAUACACUACCCGCAUUAAACGCACAAAUGUGUUUAAAGUAUUUAUACACCAUAGAACAGUCGAUAGGAUUACCCCUUUCAAAGUAUCAAGUCAUUGUGGUUCAGAGGCAUACAUGCUCUAUCCUUCAGAAACUUGCGUUUAUAUUACAUAUGGAUUCUCUUACACAAAAAAACAAACGAAAGUACAGAGCUGACAAACUGUUCUGUCAAAUCCUGAAAUUUGCAGCGUCGUUUGGGUGUAUUACCGACAUGCUGUUUAUUGCCAUAUACUAUUACAAGACAUAUAGAUAUAUGAAAGCAUUAUUUAUUAUAAAUUUAAUUAGGAUUAAGUUAGCACGGCCAUAUGUGAUACAAAACUUUGAUGAAGUUCCAGAGAUGUAUAGUAUGGCUCUAGGCUCUCAGUCCUGGUCUACAAAGAUGAGACAUGCUGUGGCAUGGAAUAUUAAGCUUCACAAUAAAAUGCCUUAUAUAAGUGAAUUGAUACCAGAACACCAGUCCAGUCUAAGGAACGAUAUCCCUUCAUUAAUGGUCCCACCAUUUAUACUUUUAAACAUGCUAGAGAUCUUAUGCUAUAAUCAUACCGAUCCAAUGAAAGCACAAAAAAAUCUUUAUAUUUUAAAGAUCAAUCUUCUCCUUGAUGAGGGGUAUCGAAUAUCGACAGAUGUUAGUAACAUAGCGUGGCAUAUAUUGGGCAUGUGUCAACAGAUGACAGGACACUUUCAGGAUGCUCUAUACUCUUACCAACAAUCUCUGAGAGAAGAUCAACUCCACAGCAUUAAAACUGCUACAGAAAAGAGAAUACUAGAAAUUCUAGAAAAAAAUUUUUAAUAUCAUUGAAUAAGUAGACAUUCUUGGAAGAAUGGAAGAAUUUAACAUGUCUUUAAUCAUUUGUAAUCAACUGACUUAUCCGUUGCCGUAUUUAGUACUUUAUAAUAGGAAUACAUUGUAAUAUUGUUACUAUUAAACAGCUAAUGUUUAUGUCCACUGAUUAUAAUUUUAACAUUAUCGACUAAUUUCAAACUGCAAUAUCAAAUUGUUAUACCAGUAUGAGCUGCAUUUUUGAAAAUUUUUGUUUGCUGUUAAGAUGUAUAUUAGUAA